AACAAUUGAUUAAAUUAAAUCAAUCACGUAUUUGUUAAUUGAAGCGUUGAUAAUUAAUUAGACUUAAAUCUUAGCAACAGUUAAUUUGAAAAGGGGAGAAAUAAUUAAAUAAAAGAAGAAGAAGAAGAAGAAGAAGAAGAAGAAGAAGAAGAAGAAGAAGAAAAAGGUAGAAUAGAAAGGAGAAGAGAAAGUGGAGGGAAUGAAAUGAAACCCUGAACGAAACGGUUGAAGGGGCAAAGCAAAAGAAAAGCAUAGCAUAGAAGAAGAAUCUGAAUCAUCAUUCAUUGGUUCAUCGAUCCAUUGAUAUUAAUUGUUGUUGAUGAUCGAUGCCAAAAAUGAAGCAUCUUCUGAGAAAGCUUCACAUCGGAGGGGGCGCUGCCACUAUCAAUCACAAUCACAACGCAUUGCCUCACUCUCACACCACUCCAUCUUCUUCCUCUCUUCCCUCUCCCACCGUGGUUUCCGAUCCCAACCCUUCCCAAAACGACACUAACAACACCGUCGUUGAUUUCAAUCUAUUGGAAGAGGAAGAGUUUCAGAUGCAACUCGCUCUCGCAAUUAGCGCUUCUGAUUCCGAUCCCGAUCUCCACGACCCCGCCGAAUCCGCACAGAUCGAUGCCGCCAAACAGAUCAGCCUCGGUUACGCUGCUUCGCUCACUGACAAACAAGCCCUUGUUCAGUUUCAAUCGCUUCGUUAUUGGAACUACAAUGUGAUUGGUUAUGAUGAGAAAGUGAUGGAUGGGUUUUAUGAUGUUUAUGGGAUUACAUCCAAUUUGGCUGAACGGGGGAAGAUGCCGUUGUUGGUGGAUCUGCAAACUAAGCCUGUGUCGGGAGAUGUUGAUUGUGAAGUGGUUUUGGUGAACCGAGUGGUUGAUGUUGAGCUUAGUCAGCUCGAGAGGAAAGCGUGUAGUUUGCUAGAUGAGUGUUGUGUUUCUGGACUGGGACUGAUUUUGAGUGGCUUGCUUCAGAAACUUGCUGAUGUUGUUGUUAGUAGAAUGGGUGGACCAGUUGGUAAUGCUGAUAAAAUUACAAAAAGGUGGGCUAUGAGGAGUUGUGAGUUACGAGAUUCUUUGGGAACUAUUGUCCUUCCCCUUGGCUGUCUUGAUGUUGGACUUUCGCGUCACCGAGCCCUACUUUUUAAGGUACUGGCUGAUAGGAUUAAUAUUCCCUGCAUGCUGGUAAAAGGGAGCUAUUACACAGGAACUGAUGAUGGGGCUGUGAAUUUGAUUAAAGCUGAUGAUGGAAGUGAAUACAUUAUUGAUAUGAUGGGUGCUCCUGGCGCUCUUAUUCCUGCUGAGGUGCCCAGCAGCCAGCUCCAAAAUUGCAGUUUUGCUGUUAGGAGUUGUGCAGAGAUUGUAGGACUACCCAACAACACACAUUUGAUGCUUGAUGAUAAACCUGCUGUGCCGGGAGUCUUGUCAGAUUGUGGUGGAAUUUCGACAGUGGGGAGGGUCCAGAGAGAAGAAUUGUUAGCUAUGGGCAGUCAAAUGAAACCAGAUGAAAUAAAUCAUGUUAAAGUAAAUGAAACUGGGAGAUUUAAUCGUACAGAAGCAUAUGAAUGCUCAUUACAUGAAGAACCAUCACCUGCAGAAAAUAUGCGUGUAAAAGAUGUCUCCAAGUAUGUUCUCAGUGCAGCAAGGAAUCCAGAAUUUGCCCAAAAGCUGCACAAUGUUCUAGUAGAGAGUGGUGCCUUACUUCCUCCUGGUCUUUUUUCAGAUAUAAAUCCCCAAGAUAGGGGUGUAGAUAAAGUAAAUGAAAAAAUUAUUGUUGAUAAUGUUCAAGCUGAUCCCAAUAGAUUGUUAUUAAGCUAUGAAAAGUCUCUCAUAACCUCAUAUGGGGUGGGCUCUGCCAGCGAUACUAGAUUAUGUCAAUCUGCUGACUGGUUAGCUGAUCAGCAAAAAGAGUUGCGAACAGAUGCCGUUGAAUUUUACAAUUCUUUACAUGGUGAUAAGACAAGGAACAGCUUUGUAACUGUUUCUGACAGAGAUAAUGACUUAGAGCAAUGUAAUGCAUUAAAUGUUGAUUCAGUUUCUAUCAAUUUGCAUAGGAUGUGUAAAGAAAAGGGUCCCAAAUCUGCCUUACCCAGGACAGAUCUCUCUUGCAAAAGACAUAAUGAGGAUGAUUGCUUUUGUGAUUAUGAUGAAAAUGGUCUUAGAAACCAUGUUGGAGCUUCUUUUAAUAACGUUGAAUUGGGGAAAGGUUCAGCUGUUCAAAUAAAUGAGACACUGGUCAAUGGAGAUUGUGUCCUAUAUGAUGGUAAAAAUAAGGUUAACCCAGUACUUGGUGAAGGCUCAGAGUGGGAAAUUCAAUGGGAGGAUCUUCGUAUUGGGGAGCGUAUUGGUAUUGGUUCUUAUGGUGAAGUUUACCGUGCUGAUUGCAAUGGCACUGAAGUUGCUGUAAAAAAGUUUCUACACCAAGAUUUCUCUGGGGAUGCACUAACUCAGUUCAAGUCUGAAGUUGAGAUCAUGUUAAGGUUGAGGCAUCCUAAUGUUGUACUCUUCAUGGGAGCAAUCACUCGCUCCCCACAUUUCUCUAUCUUGACAGAGUUUCUUCCAAGAGGCAGUUUAUAUAGGCUAUUGCAUCGUCCCAAUCUUCGACUUGAUGAGAAGAGACGGUUGCGCAUGGCUCUUGAUGUGGCUAAGGGAAUGAACUACUUGCACACGAGCCAUCCUCCUAUUGUCCAUCGAGAUUUAAAGUCUCCAAAUCUUCUUGUUGACAAGCAUUGGGUUGUUAAGGUCUGUGAUUUUGGUCUGUCACGGAUGAAACACCAUACAUUUUUGUCAUCGAAGUCUUGUGCUGGAACGCCUGAGUGGAUGGCUCCAGAAGUCUUAAGAAAUGAGCCAGCCAAUGAGAAGUGUGAUGUGUAUAGUUUUGGUGUGAUCUUGUGGGAGUUGACUACCACAAGGAUUCCAUGGAAGGGUUUGAACCCAAUGCAGGUUGUUGGAGCUGUUGGAUUCCAAAAUAAACGGCUUGAAAUUCCAGAAGAUGUCAAUCCUGUUGUAGCACAGAUAAUACAUGAUUGCUGGCAAACGGAGCCACACUUGAGGCCAUCAUUCUCACAGCUGAUGUCUCGUCUUUACCGUCUUCAACAUUUGGUUGUCCAAAAAACGGGCUCAACACAUUAAAUGAAGUUGUCUAUAUAGCAUAGCUAUUGUAAUAAUACUUGAAGUUGCUCCUUCGUUCAAAGAACCAGAGCAACUAAAGCCUUUUUUCUAUUUUGGUCCCUAUCUUGACAUAUUAAGAGAUUGCUGAACUGGAAAGUGUCAGGUUCAUUCAAAGUCGGGGACUGGGCACAUCCCGUUCAGAAAAGAGCAGGGUCCCUCCCCAGUAUCUGCAUAAGUGCAGCGGAGGUUUAGUUGAAGUAGGUACAAAUGAAGAAUUCCCAGAGGGAAGAAAAGCAAGAAACAAAAAAAAAAAAAA
Molecule: messenger RNA, 3420 nt
Organism: Abrus precatorius (Indian licorice)
Lineage: Eukaryota; Viridiplantae; Streptophyta; Magnoliopsida; Fabales; Fabaceae
Product: probable serine/threonine-protein kinase SIS8
Exons: 13
Coding region: 327-3125 (932 amino acids)
Biological process (GO): protein phosphorylation
Molecular function (GO): protein kinase activity; ATP binding
Source: RefSeq, a predicted model, not a curated record